GUUCCGCCCGGUUCCGCAGAGGCCUGGCCCGAUGGCGCCUCAGCGGAGGGGCGCGCCCAAGGCUCCCGAGGGCAGCGGGGCGGCCGAGCGCCGGCGCCCGAGCAGCACCAAGAGUGUCCGGGCCCCACGGGAGGUGCCGAGGAAGUGGCUGAGAACCGCCAUCCCAGGGGCCUGCGCCGUGCUUGCUGGGCUGCUACUCUGGGGCAGUCUGAGGGGUGAUGGUGGCGUCACUGAGGUCCUGGCUCACCGUGGCGAGAUGCUACCAGGCAGGUUCAUCGAGGUGCCCUGCUCAGAGGACUAUGACAGUCACCGAAGGUUUGAAGGCUGCUCGCCCAGGAAGUGUGGACGGGGCAUCACUGACACUGUCAUCACCAGGGACGAAGCCCAGCGGAUUCGCAGCAUAGCCGAGAAGGGGCUGUCCCUGGGAGGAUCUGACGGAGGGGCAUCCGUCUUGGACUUGCACUCAGGGGCCCUGUCUGUCGGGAAGCGCUUUGUGAAUCUGUACAGAUACUUUGGAGAUAAAAUACAAACCGUCUUCUCAGAAGAGGACUUCCGGUUGUACAGGGACGUGCGGCAGAGGGUCCAGCUCACGAUCGCCCAGGCUUUUGGCAUCAGUGUGUCUUCGCUCUACCUGACAAAGCCCACAUUCUUCUCCCGCAUCAACAGCACCCAAGCCCGGACAGCUCACGACGAGUAUUGGCACGCACACGUGGACAAGGUGACCUACGGCUCCUUCGAUUACACCUCACUGCUCUACCUCUCCGACUACCUGGACGACUUCGGCGGGGGCCGAUUCGUGUUCAUGGAGGAGGGGGCCAACAAGACGGUGGAGCCGAGAGCAGGUCGGGUGUCCUUCUUCACCUCGGGGUCCGAGAACCUGCACCGCGUGGAGAAGGUCCACUGGGGCACCCGUUACGCCGUCACCAUCGCCUUCACCUGCAACCCGGACCACGGCAUUGCAGACCCCGUGUUCACGUAGCCCUGGCCUCGGCGCCCUCCCCCGGGAGCAGCCACGCCGGACAGAUGCCCCCUGCCGCCAGUUCGGCCCAUUUCCAUUGAACAAGGUGCCUUAUGAAUCACCCGGAGGUUGAUUUGCUGCUGUACUAAUCGUUUCUUGUCUGUAAGUAAAUUAGGGGAAGCGGCUCUUCACCCCCAAGCA
Molecule: messenger RNA, 1159 nt
Organism: Leptonychotes weddellii (Weddell seal)
Lineage: Eukaryota; Metazoa; Chordata; Mammalia; Carnivora; Phocidae
Gene: OGFOD3
Product: 2-oxoglutarate and iron dependent oxygenase domain containing 3
Cellular component (GO): membrane
Molecular function (GO): L-ascorbic acid binding; iron ion binding; oxidoreductase activity, acting on paired donors, with incorporation or reduction of molecular oxygen
Source: RefSeq, a predicted model, not a curated record